Messenger RNA from Diaporthe citri, 435 nucleotides. RefSeq lists its product as uncharacterized. Gene Ontology annotation, cellular component: mitochondrion. NCBI's taxonomy places the organism in Eukaryota, Fungi, Ascomycota, Sordariomycetes, Diaporthales, Diaporthaceae. Bases 1 to 435 code for a protein of 144 amino acids. The record is from RefSeq and is a predicted model, not a curated record. Gene Ontology annotation, molecular function: carbon-nitrogen ligase activity, with glutamine as amido-N-donor. The transcript has a single exon.
AUGAGGGCAAAAGACGCGGCCCGGCUCUCGGUUUUGAGGACCAUCCUGUCCGCAACAAACAAUGCCGCCAAGACGUCCUCCCCGAUCAAGACCGACGUCCAGCUCGUGCAGCUGCUGAGGAAGACAGCCCGUGGCAAUCACGAAGCCGCCGAGGAGGCUCGGGCUGCCGGAAGGGAGGACCUUAUCGCAAAAGAAGAGGCUCAAGUCAAGAUCAUUGACGAGUAUAUCGCGGACAGCGGGGUGCAGACCCUGGGCAAGGACGAGAUAAGGGCCAUCGUGGAGAAGGUCAUCUCCCAAAUCAAGAACGAGGGCGUGGACGAGAAGAGAAUCUCCGGCGAGCUCUUCAAGCGACUGAUGGUCAAGGAUGGCCCCCUUGAAGGCAAAGAAGUCGACCGAACCGAGAUUGCGCAAAUCGCCAAGGAGUUGACCAAGUAA